GAAGAUUUCUUUAUAGCAGGAGACCGAGGAAGAGGAGGCUGUGAUCAGGUGCGGCGAAAGUGCCACCAUGAAGUUCUGGAAGAGCUUGAGCUUGUUAAUCGAGGAUACGCUGCCGGAUUGGCGAGAUAAGUUCUUGUCGUACAAAGAUUUGAAGAAGCAGUUGAAGCUGAUACAUCUAAACAAGGAUGGCGAGAAGAACAAUCCUAAUAAACGGCCCAGAUUGGAUCCCACGGACGGCGGAGAUUGGGCUUCCACGGCCGGAGACAACGGUGAGUUGGUGACCCAGGAGGUGAAUGAUUUCGUUAAGGUGUUGGAGGAUGAGAUCAAGAAGUUUAACGCUUUCUUUGUCGAGAAAGAAGAGGAUUACGUCAUCAAAUUAAAGGAGCUGCAAGAUAGGUUAGUGAAGGCAGAGGAUUCAAACGAAGAACUGAUGAAAGUUGGGACGGAGAUAGUGGAUUUUCACGGGGAGAUGGUUUUAUUAGAAAACUACAGUGCCCUUAACUACACAGGACUGGUGAAGAUAUUAAAGAAAUAUGAUAAGAGGACCGGGGCUCUUAUUCGUGUCCCCUUCAUCCAGAACGUUCUGCUGCAGCCAUUCUUCACGACUGAUGUGCUUAACAAGCUUGUGAAGGAGUGUGAGACAAUGCUUGAUCAGCUUUUUUCUGCGAGUAAAUCGUCAGUCUCACCUGAUGCAACUGAGGUGGAAGAAGGCCGUGACUCCGAAACUUGCACUGAAAAUAAAGAGAAGUUGCUGAAAGGUCCCAAAGAACUUGCAGAGAUAGAGCACAUGGAGAAUAUGUAUGUAAAGCUAACCCAAUCUGCGUUGCGUGUCUUGAAAGAGAUUCGGAGUGGCAGCUCAACUGUGGAUGUGUUUUCAUUGCCCCCUUUGCAAAGCAGUACUUUGGAGGACUGCGCAAAGAUUCCUGUGUUAGAGCAAGUCGUGAAAUAAUUCUUGGAAGAUUUUUGGCAUCUCUGACUUAUUUCCCCGAUAGUUUAUCUUCUGCAUCCCCUCGAUUCUGUACACACCAGAAUGCUAACCCUAUAGUUUGUUCAUAAACCAUGUCAUUUCGAACUUAGACAUGUUUUUCUCCUAGAAUAUUUAUAUUAUUCCCACA
Molecule: messenger RNA, 1115 nt
Organism: Tripterygium wilfordii
Lineage: Eukaryota; Viridiplantae; Streptophyta; Magnoliopsida; Celastrales; Celastraceae
Product: SPX domain-containing protein 2-like
Exons: 3
Coding region: 68-949 (293 amino acids)
Biological process (GO): cellular response to phosphate starvation
Source: RefSeq, a predicted model, not a curated record